AUGCCAAAGCGGCUUGCGUGCCUAAAGUCACACUUUGAGCACGAUCAAGAGCUGCUCUCGGGCCAGCAGGCGGUCCUUGAGGCGCCCGAUGCAACUGCUGCCGAGUGUGCCGCUCGAGUGCUCCAGCCGUUUAUAGUCGGCUCCUACAACCGCCUUGGCGAGCUGCUCGAAGAUUGCGCUCUCAGCGACAACGACCCUGCACGGGAGGCGGCCAUCCUCUUCUAUCGGCGCUGCCUCACGCUAAGCCAGCACUGGGAGUUGCAUCACCAGUGUCGUGUUGCUAUGUGCAAUCUCGGUGUCGCGCUCAAGCGAGCUGGUUUGUUGCGCGCUGCGCUGAAGAUGUACAACGCGGCUGCGGGCGCGCUCUAG
Molecule: messenger RNA, 369 nt
Organism: Emiliania huxleyi CCMP1516
Lineage: Eukaryota; Haptophyta; Isochrysidales; Noelaerhabdaceae
Exons: 2
Coding region: 1-369 (122 amino acids)
Molecular function (GO): protein binding
Source: RefSeq, a predicted model, not a curated record